CCUUAGUCCUUACAUCACACACACACAGUCACACACACACAACCCAAUCAAAUCUCACAAAAUGGAUCACCACCACAACAAUGCUCCCAGCCACCACCAAUCAACACCGCAACCUGCCGUCGCAGUCCACCAUGCUCCCGCCCAGACCCACCACCAAUCCUCAUCACAACCUGCAGCUGUCCAACAUGUCUCUCAUCAGAGCCCUAAAUACACUGACAACAAACCCACUGUUAGGUUUUACAGCAAGAUCAAGACUGAUUACUCACUCACCAUCCGUAACGGAGAAGCCGUUCUUGCACCCACCAACCCCUCCGAUCCUCAUCAGCAUUGGAUAAAAGAAGAGAAGCUUAGCACGAAAGUCAAAGAUGAAGAAGGUUUUCCCUCUUUUGCUCUGAUUAAUAAAGCUACUGGACAGGCUCUGAAGCAUGCUACCGGUGCCGCUAAACCAGUUCAGUUGACGGAAUACAACCCAGAUAGGGUUGAUGAGUCUGUUCUUUGGACACAAAGCAAGGAUUUGGGAGAUGGUUUUCACUCAGUAAGAAUGGUGAACAAGAUUAAGCUUAAUAUAGAUGCAUCUAUCGGUGACACUGGUAUUCAUGAUGGGACCAAAAUUCUUUGUUGGGAGUGGACUAAAGGUGAUAACCAGAGGUGGACGACUGCUCCUUUUUGAUAUGGUGGUCUGGAGUUCCCAUGACUAGAAACAUGGGGUGCUAUGUUGAUGGUGAUGGUGAUAUGUAUGAUUGAAUAAUGUUGUGUUUAAAUAAUAUGUUCAUGUAUUUAAAUAGCACGACAAUCGGACCGUUUACAAGUCUCAAUACCACCACUAGUCCACUAGUAUGUAUUGGACACGUACAUAUGGUUCGUGUUGCUUUUUAUACAUAGAUGUAUGAAUGAGAAUAAUUUUUGUUGGUGUA
Lactuca sativa (garden lettuce) is the source of this 914-nucleotide messenger RNA. RefSeq names its product ricin B-like lectin R40G3. The record is from RefSeq and is a predicted model, not a curated record. Lineage: Eukaryota; Viridiplantae; Streptophyta; Magnoliopsida; Asterales; Asteraceae.